UCACCCGCCCUUCAGCCAAUCAGCGCUCGAGCUCCGCAGCACUUCCUCGAGGCCGCGUAACCAAGCGGGAGCAGCGCGAGCGGGUCGGAAGUCUCAUUCCAAGAGGGGAAAAAAACAAAUAAAACAAUAAAGCAACAACAAAUAAACACUGUCAAAACUUUGCGAAUAUGGACCACCACACAAAAUACUGAACUGCGGAUUGAUAAAGCAGCGCGAGGACUGAUAAAUAAGCGCACUUAUGGCGGAUUGAGUAAGAGUUAGCCGCUGCUGCUAACGCACGACACUAGCUCCCUGAUUCAUGAUUGACUGAUUUCAGCGGCAUUUCAGCUAAAAACUGCGCUUUCUGGAGCAUCUCAAAGUCAGAAGUGUGCGCGGUGGUAGUAGAGACCGUGUUAGUGAGUUACAGGAGGCGGGUUUGGUUGUUUUCGGCGGCCGCUGGGCUUGAGGCCUGCUCUAUGAGGAGCUAGUUGAACAGCUCAGCUCACUGGGUUUAACGCACCAAGCAGGUAUAUUCACAGGUGUAACGUUAGAGAGGUAAACAGCUGAAGAUGUCGGCCCAGGCGCAGAUGAGAGCCAUGCUGGACCAGCUCAUGGGCACUGGCAGAGAUGGAGACACGAUGAGACAGCGGAUCAAGUUCACGGACGAGCGGGUGUGUAAGAGUCAUCUGCUGGAGUCAUGUCCACAUGACAUACUGUCUGGAACCCGCAUGGAUCUGGGGGAGUGUGUGAAGAUUCACGAUCUCGCUUUGAGAGCAGAUUAUGAGAUCGCAUCUAAACAGCAGGAGUAUUUCUUUGAGCUGGAUGCCACAGAGCACCUGCAGUCCUUCAUCGCAGACUGUGACCGAAGAACCGAACUGGCCAAGAAACGGCUGGCCGAAACGCAGGAAGAGAUCAGCGCUGAAGUGGCUGCCAAGGCGGAGCGUGUGCACGAGCUGAACGAGGAGAUCGGGAAGCUGCUGGCGCGAGCGGAGCAGCUGGGCGGCGAGGGGAACGUGGAGGAGGCGCAGCAGGUGCUGGAGAAGGUGGAGAAAACACGCACCCUGAAGAAAGAGGCAGAGGACAUCUACCGUAACUCCAUGCCGGCCUCCAGCUUCCAGCAGCAGAAGCUGCGGGUGUGUGAGGUUUGCUCCGCUUACCUCGGUCUCCACGACAACGACCGCCGCCUCGCCGACCACUUCGGAGGGAAACUUCAUAUAGGUUUCAUCGAAAUCCGGGAAAAACUUGAAAAACUGCGGAAGGCUGUGACGGAGAAACAGGAGCGCAUGCGCACGAGGAGAAGAGAGGAGCGCGACAAAGAGGAGGAGCGAGCCAGAGAGUGGGAGGUGGAGAAAGAGAGGGAACGCGAGCGGGAGCGCGAGAGGGAACGAGAGAGAGAGCGCGAGCGGGAGAGAGACAGAGAGAGAGAACGCAGGAGGUCCAGAUCCAGAAGUGGUGAGCGAUAUCGGGAAGGAGGAAGCUCGUCCUCUCAUCGCUCUCGUCGGCACCGUGAGGAUGGAGAGAGGGAACGAGACAGGGAGAGGAAACACAGACACAAAGAUCACCAUCGCUCUCGCUCGCACUCACACAGGAGCAAAAGAAAGAGGUCUUCACACACCAGAGAUCAGGAGCAGCCUCUGUCUCGGGAGAGAUGGCAGGAGAACGCCGCGGACGAGAGAUGGUGGGACAACGGACGCAGGGACAUGGAGAGAGAAGGAUCCCCCGUCUCCCCAGACAUGAGCCGGAUGAGAGAGCGGGAGAGAUCCGUGUCGCUGGAGAGAGAUCAGCGCUCCAGCUCCGAGGAGAGAGAGUCUGGAGAGAUCUAGAGGAGCAGAUCCAGAUACUUUACAUACUGUAGCUUCCGAUCCCUGCUCCGAUCUGUCAACAACUGGACCAGCUUUCCGUCCGGUUACUCAUACAUCAGUAGAAGCUCAGCAGCUACAGAGAGGAAGCCAGUCACAGAUUGCUCGAGUGUGUGUGUGUGUGUGUGUGAGAGAAAGAGAGAGAGAGCGCGUGUGUGUGUGUGUGUGAGA
Sinocyclocheilus anshuiensis is the source of this 2009-nucleotide messenger RNA. Its product is annotated as putative RNA-binding protein Luc7-like 1. The record is from RefSeq and is a predicted model, not a curated record. The coding region runs from base 549 to 1802 and encodes 417 amino acids. The transcript has 10 exons. NCBI's taxonomy places the organism in Eukaryota, Metazoa, Chordata, Actinopteri, Cypriniformes, Cyprinidae. Gene Ontology annotation, molecular function: mRNA binding. Gene Ontology annotation, cellular component: U1 snRNP. Gene Ontology annotation, biological process: mRNA splice site recognition.